AAGACUGCUGCUGCUGCUGCUGCUGCUGCGGUGGCCCCGACCAUCAUGUUUAUGCUCACCAUCAUUCUACAGACAGCCCCCUCUUUAUGGGUGCCCAUUAUAGAUAUGGUGUUUAUAUUUUGUACGUGGGAAGCGGAAAUAGUGGGACUUGAGUUAAAGAGAAGGGUGGCUUAAGGCCUCGCUCUGUCCCGGAUGAGAGGCUGACAGGUGGUGGGAGGGCUGGCGGGGAACAACUUAUUCACGCUUGUCGUCAUGGUGGCCACAGGCGCGCACUCUACCCGCGCAGACACGCACUCAGUAUUCACCCCAAAACAGACUCCACGAAUAGACUCAACAGUGAAAGUCGGCGCGUGUGUAUGGCGAGAUUGUGUACGCAGUGUUUGUACGGGUGUAUGUGCGUGUGUGUGUGUCCGGUGAGGAGGGAAAGAAGAAGAAGUGCUAGUGGCUGAGGUGCGAGUCUAUGAAAUAGCGGUGCGGUAUCUCAGGACGGCUGGGAAAUUGAUCCGCGCAUGGCCACUAGACGAGGCUGGCUGGUCUGCGCACCACCUCAGUUGUGGAGCAGCUGGCGCGGGAAUCACCCUCCUCUGCCCAGCUUGCGAUUCAUCCGCGGUGUUAUGCCGAGUGUUCGAAGGCGGGAGUGACCUGGAGUGAGCAGUGGCCCUGGCAGUGAUUGCGGCGCUGAGUAAAUAUGUACAAAUAGGUGGGUACGGCAGGGCGGCAUCCCCAGCGGCCGAGUGCGUGCGUGCUGUUUGUGACUGUCGUGGCUCGCACAGGCGCUUGCCCCCACCACCAACAUUCCCCCGCACAGCAUGGCCUCGGUGGCCGCUUGGUUGCCCUUUGCUCGAGCAGCUGCCAUCGGAUGGGUUCCCAUCGCCAACAACCCCCUGCCGGCGCCGCCCAUCGCCAAGGAUAAGCGGCGGCCGGAUGAUGAGAAGCUGCAAAUCAAUGUGUCGGGCAGGAGGUUCGAAACCUGGCGCAACACACUCGAGAAAUACCCUGACACACUUCUCGGCUCCAACGAAAGGGAGUUUUUCUACGACGAGGAAACCAAAGAGUACUUCUUCGACCGAGACCCAGACAUAUUCCGUCACAUCCUAAACUACUACCGCACGGGGAAGCUCCACUACCCCAAGCACGAGUGUCUCACCAGCUACGACGAAGAGCUGGCGUUCUUCGGCAUCAUCCCAGACGUAAUCGGUGACUGUUGUUACGAAGAUUACCGUGACCGCAAACGCGAAAAUGCCGAACGUCUCUUGGACGACAAGCUCUCCGAGAGUGGAGAGCAGGACAAGUAUGUAUAUCGUACAAUACGUGAACGCAUGUGGCGAGCCUUUGAAAACCCACACACGUCGACGGCGGCAUUAGUGUUUUACUACGUGACUGGGUUCUUCAUCGCCGUGUCGGUGAUGGCCAAUGUGGUAGAGACGGUGCCGUGCGGCCGCCUCCCGGGCAAGAAGGAGUCGCAACCCUGCGGAGAGCGCUAUAAAAUUAUCUUCUUCUGUGGUGACACGGCGUGCGUCAUGAUCUUCACGGCUGAGUACCUUUUGCGUAUGUUUGCGGCGCCCGACCGCUGUAAGUUUGUUCGCUCUGUCAUGUCCAUUAUUGACGUGGUGGCCAUUCUACCCUACUACAUUGGUCUUGGCAUCACCGACAACGACGACGUGUCUGGAGCCUUCGUCACCCUUCGAGUGUUUCGCGUGUUCAGGAUCUUUAAGUUCUCCCGCCACUCGCAGGGGCUGCGCAUCCUGGGCUACACGCUCAAGUCUUGCGCCUCUGAGCUGGGUUUCCUCGUGUUCUCCCUCGCCAUGGCUAUCAUCAUCUUUGCCACCGUCAUGUUCUACGCAGAGAAGAACGUUGAAGAAACCACCUUCACCUCCAUUCCUUCGGCGUUUUGGUACACCAUUGUCACCAUGACGACACUAGGGUGAGUGUUCCUUCCACCUCCGUAACAGGUUUCCUUCCACUCACCGUUUUUCAAUAUUUUCAGCAGCAGCGAUGCCAAAGUUCUUUUUAGAUUUCACUGACCAAGGUUAACUUUUUUUUUUCUUAAUUCCGCCUAAUGGAUCGAUUUUCUCGCAGAAAUCCUCAAUAUUGCAUUUAUAUUGAUUUCUUUUGUCGGUACGUUCUCCUUCUCCUUUUUUUCUCACCAGACAGUUAGAUAAUAAUAACUCCUGAAAUCGCAUGUUUAUAUUGGUAGAGCAAGCCCAUGAGUACACGAUCACGCUAAACAAUCAUCGGAGUUGUCUGUCCUGGUGGCAGAACAGGCGUGAAGAGCGAGUGGGAGUGGGAGGAAAAGAAUUUCACACACCGAGUAGGAGAGUUGAUGCGAGAAGAUUUGAAGCGCCUGAGAACGCUCAUGGGUGAGCGAGUGAGCGAGUUUAUCAAUUCAGAGAGUUUACUGAGCAGCGAGGCGAGUGUUUGCUGCGGUUGUAGUGUUUGUAUGCAGGAAGAGCCUUAGGAGAAGCAGUGAAGGCCUUCCCUGGCACCCAAAGCAGCAGCAACGGCGGCGGUGGUGCGGGCGGCGGCGGCGUUUCGCGGCUCGAGUUCCAUCGUCUGAGAUCAAAGGUCAGGUGUCAGGGAUCAGUGGUGUUCGUCCUUCGCCUCCCAACACGCCAUACGCCGCCUCUAAGUGGAGCGGUGAAGAGGAACAAGUAUCCCGAAGCUUGAUAGGGAAUAAAAUCGUUUGGGAAAUUGGGGAUGUUGUAAAUAAACAAUGUAAACAAAUACGGAGCAGACACCAA
Eriocheir sinensis (Chinese mitten crab) is the source of this 2741-nucleotide messenger RNA. It is a transcript of the gene Shal, whose product is annotated as potassium voltage-gated channel protein Shal. The transcript has a single exon. NCBI's taxonomy places the organism in Eukaryota, Metazoa, Arthropoda, Malacostraca, Decapoda, Varunidae. The coding region runs from base 810 to 1928 and encodes 372 amino acids. The record is from RefSeq and is a predicted model, not a curated record. Gene Ontology annotation, biological process: protein homooligomerization; potassium ion transmembrane transport. Gene Ontology annotation, cellular component: membrane; voltage-gated potassium channel complex. Gene Ontology annotation, molecular function: protein binding; A-type (transient outward) potassium channel activity.